AUGCACUUCUUAUUCCCUAAGAAGCACAGGAACCACAAGCUCGUCCUUUGGUUGAUGGCUGGCGAAUUUCCUAUCACCAUUGUAAUGCUUACAUUGACCGGUAUCGCUUCACACAACCUAUACCGGACACUAUUAUGGCAAGAUGGCGCGGACAACGGAUUCAACAGUGCCCCAAAUGAGGCCUUGUACGCAGCAGCGAAUUACAGGUCAUUUACGCCACCGAUGGUUUGGUCUGGAUUUAUCACCAACUAUAACCUUGUUCUUGGUGUUUUGAGCACUUUCUUUCUGAUCACAAAACUGCCCGUUCACUGGAUGCACCUAUUUUACCCUCCUAUUGCGGUCGCCGUCCAUGCAGCCUUGAUCGUCCUCUACGUCGUGUCAGCGGUGUACCAAGCCGGGUCUGACAUGUCAGAUCCCCACCACCUGCAGCCAGGGGCACCAUGGUACAUCGCAAAGAGCUGCAGUGUCGCAUACAGAAAGUCCAAUAUUGCCUACUGCAUGCAGGCCAAAUCACUUUUUGCAGUCACAGUCAUCAUCAUACUCUAUUAUGUAGUAAUUCUCGGCUUCAAUAUUCACUCCUGUUUCAUCACACCCGAGGAACGCGCAGAAAUCCUGGAGGAGAGAGAAGAAAGGCGCAUCGAGAAGGAAUUCGAAGAGGAAGUCAUCAAAUCCCCCGGCAUGAUUCCCAUGACUCCGAGCUCAAUGCUCCCAGGUUCAAGCAUGGUACCUCGUACCCCUGGAGCUCCACCUAUGGUCCUGGAAGGAGGUAGCUCACCAUUCGGCGCUCCGCGCACUCUCGCCUUCAACCGACUUGGCAAUGACAGUACCGCCUCAGACCUACCACUCCGCCGGCAUACCCAACAACAAUAUUCAACGCCACCUUCACAGGAAGUGAGCCCGGAGAGCGCCACGGCACCACAGAUGUAUUUCCCGCCGCCACCAAAGAAGGCUGCGAAAAGUUGA
This is a messenger RNA of Penicillium soppii, 963 nucleotides long. RefSeq lists its product as uncharacterized. The record is from RefSeq and is a predicted model, not a curated record. The transcript is spliced from 3 exons. Lineage: Eukaryota; Fungi; Ascomycota; Eurotiomycetes; Eurotiales; Aspergillaceae. The coding region runs from base 1 to 963 and encodes 320 amino acids.